AUGAUGGGAGGACGAGAAACUGGAGGAAAUUACAAAGCAGUUCAUUACGAACAGUGUCCCGGCUACACGGACCACCACGGCGUUUGGAACAACGGCUUCAAGUGUCCGAAGUGGGGCUACCUCAACGACAACUAUUGUUGUGGCGGCGACAAAAAUCGAUACUGCUGCCCUCCCCCACCCUCUAAUAAGACCACCCACGUUGUCACUAGUAGUAGUGGUAGUAGUAGUGGUGGUAGUAGUAGUGGUAGUAGUGGUAGUAGUAGUGGUGGUAACGAUUUUUUGGCUGGUACUAUUGUCGGUGAAGAUGUGAUUUUAGAACAGUCUACUGUGACCGUGCCAGUGGUGGUCAUAGUAACUGGAGCCGGUCUAUUUAUAGCGCUAACAAUUGUUGUGGCCACAAUCUGCCUUUGCUGCUACUUCUGCAGCUGUUGCAACAGCUGGAAAUACAACGUCUUCAACGGACCAAUCAAAGACGAUCACAUGAACAAGGACGCCACUAAAAUAUCAAGCGCUAUAGAAUCCCAAGCCAUGACGUCAUCGUCGACGUCACGUCCGCGAACGCCGGCGUCGGUUCACCAGAUGACGCCGAGAAUCCUAGACCUCACUUCCGCCGUCAAAGAAUGCAGAUUCUCCUUCACCCCGCAAGAAGAUCCCCCCAUGCCCCCACCCCCCCUAACCAACCCACACACUACACCCAUCACGACGAGAUGUUAUGAUAACAAUGCCGGAAGUGAUGCACUUCGUGACGUCAUAUUUGUCAACAUGGCGACGUGCGCUGACGCGGGAGAUGACGUAGAUAAGCUCUCCCCCUAUUGCACCAAAGAUCCUUCAUCUAUGAUGACGUCAUCGUCGCAUUAUCAUAACCCCUCUUCUUCCCCGUUCGCCAAUCACGUGAUUGGUCGAUAUUCAACGGGCAAGAACACGAUUGGCCGGACGCAUCCUCCUAGCUACCCCCUCCAAACCCAUCCCCACUAUUUCUCUCAAAGUCCGCAAUACGCCGGCCAACACCAGGCACAUCACCCUCUCUACAACAACUCAUCCAUGACGUCAUCGUCGUUGUCACCUCGCACUACCACCACCACCACCAACAUCAACAACAUCAACAGCAGUAACCACAACAACAUCAACGGUUACUACGGAAUGGCUAGCAACAACCACCACAACACAACAACCUUUCAAAAGUCGAAUUUUGAUUUGUUGACGACAACAACUCCGACGAGUGCCCCUAACGACGUAAAAAGUUUUGAAAUUUUAAGUUCGAGUGCGCAGAAUCAACCGCAGCCAUUUUUGGCUUCUAGAUAA
This is a messenger RNA of Helobdella robusta, 1302 nucleotides long. RefSeq lists its product as hypothetical. Lineage: Eukaryota; Metazoa; Annelida; Clitellata; Rhynchobdellida; Glossiphoniidae. Bases 1 to 1302 code for a protein of 433 amino acids. The transcript has 6 exons. The record is from RefSeq and is a predicted model, not a curated record.